Molecule: messenger RNA, 2326 nt
Organism: Onychomys torridus (southern grasshopper mouse)
Lineage: Eukaryota; Metazoa; Chordata; Mammalia; Rodentia; Cricetidae
Gene: Dexi
Product: Dexi homolog
Exons: 6
Coding region: 415-702 (95 amino acids)
Source: RefSeq, a predicted model, not a curated record
CGGUGCUGGAAAGCUGCAUAGCUACGCCGCGGCCGCAGCGACGGGCUGAGAGUCUGCGGGGGCGCGGACCCGGCUAGAGAAGAGGCUGGGGGGACAGCGGGGACCCGGCCUCGACUCUGAGCUUCGGCGGGGGUGCGCGAGUGUGGCGCCCUGAGAGAGCCGCUGGCCACUUCUGGGGCGCCCUGAGGGGCGAGCGGCCCGUGUGGCCCGAUCCCGGGGCGCUGCGACCCGGCCCCGAGCAUCUCGGGGGGGUCAAGACGCGUCUUUGAAGGCCGCCCGGGGCCCAGCGUUGCCGCCACCGAGCCCCGGGGCGCCCCCUGGAUGGCCGAGCUGUCCCCUUGCCGGCCGCCCGGGCGCUGCAGCGGCUGAGGUCGCUGGGAUCGCCCGGCAGCCGCCCACACCGCCGGCCCCUGCAUGCCCGGCGCCCGGGUCGCAGCCCACCUGGACGCUCUGGGCCCUCUGGUCUCCUACGUGCAGCCACCGCUGCUGCCCUCUAUGUUCUACGUGGGCCUGUUUUUCGUCAAUGUGCUGAUCCUCUACUACGCCUUUCUCAUGGAAUACAUCGUCCUCAACGUGGGCCUCGUCUUCCUGCCCGAGGACUUGGACCAGGCUCUGGUGGACCUCGGCGUACUCUCCGACCCCGGCUCUGGCCUCUACGAUGCAGACUCGGAGCUCGACGUCUUUGAUGGAUAUUUGGAGUAAGGUCUUGACUACUGUGCCCCACUUGCCUUCCACCAUCCGCAACUCUUGGCCUGGACCAAUCGUCCAUAUCAUGCCACUGCCACUAGUUGGGGGCACCAUCUGGACCGGGAUGGGACCCCAGGAAGAGGCCCAUAAUGGAAUGGAAAUGCUUUGCAGUUGAAAAGCUACGUUGAAGCCUGGUGGUGGAACAUCCUGCAAUCCUGGGUACUUGGCAGGGUUGAGGUGGCUCCAAGGCCUGGCUGCACAGCUGGGGAACCCAUUUGCUUCCUAAGCACUCUCGGUGCCCACCCAGACCAGACCUAGGCGAAAUGGACCCUAGUCCACUGGAGUUCCACAUCCAAAUUUCUCAAGAAGGAUCCUUCUAACUGAGGGAAGACCCAGAAAAGCAAAAAAGAGGUGGCACAUCUUCUCCAGGCCCUCAACAUACCAGAUGUCUGAGCAGCUCCCUCCAGACAUGGAGAAGGAAAGCCCUGUGGAACCUUCAAAGGCCAGAGGUCACCCUGUGUAGUGUGAUGGUCCCAUGGAAGCCUCCAGUCAAAGAAAGCUCAUUAUGUCUGGUGGGGGGCAUCAGAGAAGGGCCUCUCCUCUCCCAGUCUGGAUCAUCACGCCACACUAAACCUGCUUCCAUUCACACCCAGGUCUCCUCAGAAUUACCCAGGAGACAAGCUUGUAACCAUGCCUAUGAGGGAGUUUCUACAUUGCAUUGACCGAGGUGGGAAGAACCAUCCUAAAUGUGGGAAACACCACUCCAUGGGCAAGGAGUCCAGAACUGCGCCAAAAGGAGAGUUUGAGCAGCACACGGGCGUGCACCUCUCUCUGCUCCCUUACUGCAGCUGCCUCGCUCUCCUGCCACGCCUGCCUUACACAAUGGACUGUUCCCUCAAACUGGGAGCCCAAACCAAGGCUUCCUGAAGCUGUUCCUACAGAGUAGUUCACUGCAGUGAGACUGACGCAGAGCCCUUCCCCACGCCUGCAGCACAUCCCACACAUGCCAGACUCUUCCCUCACCUAGGAACUCCCAGAUAUCCUGAGUUCCUGGGGUUGGAUGACAAGCUUCACGCAUAUCACCCCUCAGGUUUCACUCACAUCUUAACUAAUCAUGUUCCUGUCUCUCAGAUGAAGAACCAGAUUAGUGUAAUGGGUGGCAGGCCACAUCCUGUCCUGCCACCAAGGGAGGUGAUGUCACUUGAGAAGAGAACACAUGGGUGACAAAACAAUUUCCUCUUCUGAAGAAAUGUCUGGGCACACCAGAGUGGGAGCUGCCUUUUGGUGAAUGGGCCUUUGGCAAACUGCCCUUCCCUGAGGUUUCCACACCCACCUGAGAGGACACACCGGUGCUUUCCACCAAAAGCCCUUUGGGGACAUUUCCAUCCCCCACAGUGGAGGGUUUGGGUUUUGUGGGUUGUUGUUGUUUUAUGUAAGGGUUAAUGAUCAUUCUGUGAGAUGAAGUGUUCAGUGAAUUGAAGAUUUAAAGGUUCCCAAAGUAUCCAUAAAAUGACAGCAUAAAAGUCAAAGUAUAGGCAGCUCCAAGUGUGGCGGCAGCUGCUGCUGUGGUCCAGUUAUGAAGAUCAUGAUAUUUUUAUGUGCACAUGUCUGUGCAUGUGAGGGAAGUGCCCAUGGAGGU